Aureobasidium melanogenum CBS 110374 is the source of this 435-nucleotide messenger RNA. RefSeq lists its product as uncharacterized. Lineage: Eukaryota; Fungi; Ascomycota; Dothideomycetes; Dothideales; Saccotheciaceae. The transcript is spliced from 2 exons. The record is from RefSeq and is a predicted model, not a curated record. Bases 1 to 435 code for a protein of 144 amino acids.
AUGCCAGAGCAUUGGUGGUUACCUCCACCAUGGUUCGCUGGAAGAAUAGCUGUAGUCCACAGACUUCUCACAGCACAGAGGUGUUUCUCAAGUCCACAGCGACCCGAGAAAACAUAUUCCAGUCAAGAUCAUCGAGUUGUCGAUUUCCAAAACUUUGCUUGUGGAGCGACCCUGGUGGAACCAAGGGCAGAAACGGGUAUGAUUGUGGCACAGUAUGCCCUGACCGAUCCUAGUGAAUACACGAGGCAUGGUCGUAGCAGGCAGUCAAUGGAUCGCCUCAAGAGCGGUCUCUCUCUACUUGGUCAAAGUCAUGCCAUGUUCAAUGCUGGUAUGGAGCAGGAGAAAAGCGACAAAGUUCAGACGUCAGGGUCCCGGCAAACAGGACGAGGGUCGGGGCGGAGCGGUCCUCAGACCCUUCAACGGUCCUGGCGUUAA